UCGAAAAAAGUUCGUCUGCUAAGCCAUAUUUUUUUAGAAAUCUUUUACAAACAAACUCGAGUUAUUCAUCCUUUGACGAUUCUAUUGAAUCAAAUUAUUAUUUUGAUUUGAAGUUUUGAACUAAUAUUGGCAUUCUACUUUAAAACUAUAGUUGCUAAUAUAAAUCCAAUUAUAUACAAAUAAAAGCGGUUCUUCAUCCGUCACGUCGAAAUACGAUAGCACUAUAUCAUUGCUUUGCCAAGUUUGAGGAAAAUCUUCCCGAAUGCUAUUGAUGUGUGUUCGAUUUUGAUUUUCUCAGAAGACAAGGCCUAUGAUGUAGAUGCUCAUUCUUCCAUUUACACAUUGUAAUUCAUAGAUAUUAAGACCAGUUAACUUUAUUUGUGGAUUUCCAAUUCCACACCUUAUCUUAAGUUUGGUUUCUACUCUGUGCAUGACAGAAUUUGAAAUGGAAGAGAUGAAAGAUAUUUUGGAAGGUUCUCAACUAGUGGAUGAUAUUGAUCCCGAAGAAGAUGACGCAGAUGGACUGUACAAAGAUUUCAGUAAUAUGAGAGAGUUUCAUGUAUUAGAUGAAAUAGUUGAAAGCAACGCUAAUGAUGACGAUGAGUGUAAGGAAAAUUCAGAGAGUGAUUUCAGCAGUUCCAAUGAAGCAGACAGUGAAGAAGAUUUUGAUAUACAACAAGAUGAAAUUGAUGCUAUGUUGGAAGAAGGUUUACCAGAAGAAAUGAAAUCUAGGAAAAAGUUCAAAAAAUCAGAUGGUUCUUCCAAGCCAUCUGGUAAUGGGGAUGCAAGUAUGGCAUAUGAAGAAAAAGAAAAAAUUGUUCUUGAAGAAAAGGGUAAGAACCAUUUCGAAGUUUUGCCUGAAAAUUGGGUCCAAGUUACACACAACAGUGGAAUGCCUAUCUACCUUCACAAACCUACACGGGUUUGCACCCUUGCUAAGCCUUACUUCCUUGGACCUGGAAGUGCCAGAAAACAUGCAGUGCCAAUUAGCGCCGUACCUUGCCUACAUUACCAAAGAGCCAAGGAGAAAGAAGAACAGAAAUCCGAAGAGCUAUUAGAGGCCUCAGCUAACACUGCAGCAGAUGGUACUGCUCAUGUUGCCCCUGAUAUCCCCUGUGCUCGGAUCGAAUCAGUCCAAGAGAAUCAGGCAGCACAUUCUCUCAAUGGAGUUCAGCUGCGCGAAUACUGCUCCAAACGAUUUGAUUUUAAAACCGUCCGCCUUAUGCGAUUUAAAACAUGGGCAGCUAGGAGAAAGCACACCAAACUGCGGAAACAACGACAGAUUUACCCCCAAUCUGGUCUUUCCUUGAAUGAGGAUAAGAAACAAGUGAUUGGCUCAAGCCAAAGCCCUGUUGAGGAUGACGAUGCUAAAUUGUCACAGACGGCUGAACUGGGUCGACCAACUUUACCUAAAGGGACCAAACUUAUAACCUUCCCUAUCGGACAUUCCAUUCCGGCAACACACAACGAUCCGACCUCCCAAAGCGAAGGACAAGGUGCUGCUGGUGGAGCUAAUGGUGGAUCGCGACGGGAAUGGAUUAUGAAUCCGGCAGGGAAAAGUUACGUUUGCAUCCUCCAUGAAUACGUUCAACAUGCCCUUAAGAAGCAACCUGCCUAUACAUUUAAAGAAAUUGAGAAUGCAGCAACGCCUUAUAGUGCUACGGUAUUGAUUAAUGGAAUGCAGUACGGUACUGGGGUCGGUUCGAGUAAGAAAGCCGCCAAGGCGGAAGCAGCGAAAGCGACACUAGAAGUUCUUAUUCCACAGAUGAAGGAAAAAAUAUUGGACGAGGCGGAACCAGGUCACAAGGGACCAAAUCAUCAGUCUGACUUAGAUCUAUCCUUUUUCAACGAAAUUCGAAUAGAAGACCCUCGCGUUGCCGAACUGUGUGCAAAAACGAGCGAACCAUCCCCUUACGCAAUCCUCCUCACAUGCCUUCAAAGAAACUUUGGUUUAGGCGAUAAGAACGUCAAGUACGAGCUCAAAACAUUGAAACAUCAGAAAAACGAAGUAAUAAUGACGGUUGGAAAGCAUACAGUUCAAGUACCAUGCAAGAAUAAAAGAGAUGGAAAGCAAAGAGCAGCCCAGGCCAUAUUGCAGGCGCUGCAUCCUCACAUUUCUAGUUGGGGUUCAUUGCUUCGUCUUUAUGGUUCACAUUCGCUUAAAACAGUAAAAGAGAAGAAACAAGAAGAACAGCAAAUCACUCUACUCCAAAGCAAAGCAGCUGUCAACGCGCCCAAUUACGCCAUUCUGAACAAGCUUAGACAAGAAAUGUUGAAGUUACGACAGAUGAGGGAAGCAGUGCAGCCGAUUGGCCGUUUCAUUCCACCGGAUGAUGUUGGCAUGCCUUCAACCUCAGGCGCCGAUCUAAAUAAUGUCGAUCUCUAAGUCAUAAUCUCGAAGUGAAAUGGUGUAAUCGAUCCCUAGAUGAAUUUAAACCAAUAUGAGUGUGUGGAUGAAAGGUAACUGCAGAAUAUUUACACAAAUACUCUCUCCCUUUUCUCUCUGUGCCACAUACUGAACAUCAAUAUACGGUCUUACUCGGA
Messenger RNA from Daphnia pulex (common water flea), 2544 nucleotides. It is a transcript of the gene pasha, whose product is annotated as microprocessor complex subunit DGCR8-like. The record is from RefSeq and is a predicted model, not a curated record. The transcript is spliced from 11 exons. The coding region runs from base 431 to 2386 and encodes 651 amino acids. NCBI's taxonomy places the organism in Eukaryota, Metazoa, Arthropoda, Branchiopoda, Diplostraca, Daphniidae. Gene Ontology annotation, molecular function: double-stranded RNA binding; identical protein binding; primary miRNA binding. Gene Ontology annotation, biological process: primary miRNA processing. Gene Ontology annotation, cellular component: microprocessor complex.